AUGAAAAACAGGUCCAUGCUGACUGAGUUUAUUCUACUGGGCCUCACGAGUCAACCUGAACUUCAGGUGGUAUUGUUCAUCUUUUUGUUUAUCACCUACAUGCUCAGUGUCCUAGGAAAUCUAACUAUCAUCAUCCUCACCUUACUAAAUUCUCAACUCCAAACCCCCAUGUAUUUCUUCCUGCGGAAUUUCUCCUUCUUAGAAAUUUCCUUCACAUCCAUUUUUAUUCCCAGAUUUCUGACCAGCGUGACAACAGGAAAUAAAGCCAUCAGCUUUGCAGACUGCAUCACUCAAUAUUUUUUUGCCAUAUUCCUGGGGGCAACAGAGUUUUACCUCCUGGCUUCCAUGUCUUAUGAUCGCUAUGUGGCCAUCUGCAAACCCCUGCAUUACCUGACCAUCAUGAGCAGCAGAGUCUGCACACAGCUUGUGCUCUGCUCCUGGCUGGGGGGACUCCUAGCUAUCUUGCCGCCAAUCAUCUUGAUGAGUCAGGUAGAUUUCUGUGCCUCCAAUGUGCUGAAUCACUAUUUCUGUGACUAUGGGCCCCUCCUGGAACUUGCCUGCUCAGACACAAGCCUCCUAGAAAGGAUGGUCAUACUUAUGGCUGUGGUAACUCUAGUGAUUACUCUGGUGCUGGUGACAUUUUCUUACACAUACAUCAUCAGGACCAUUCUGAAGAUCCCUUCUGCCCAGCAAAGGACAAAGGCCUUUUCCACUUGCUCUUCCCACAUGAUCGUCAUCUCCCUCUCUUAUGGCAGCUGUAUGUUCAUGUACAUUAAUCCCUCUGUGAAAGAAGGAGGGGCUUUCAACAAAGGAAUAGCUGUUCUCAUUACUUCAGUCACCCCUGUGUUGAAUCCCUUCAUUUACACUCUAAGAAAUCAACAAGUAAAGCAAGCCUUCAAGGACACUGUCAAAAAGAUUGUAAAGUUUUAAGAAAAAAACAAAGAAUUAAAAACAUAUUUCCACUUCAUAAAUAUGUACUGA
This is a messenger RNA of Sciurus carolinensis (gray squirrel), 981 nucleotides long. Its product is annotated as olfactory receptor 6C4-like. Gene Ontology annotation, cellular component: membrane. Gene Ontology annotation, biological process: G protein-coupled receptor signaling pathway. NCBI's taxonomy places the organism in Eukaryota, Metazoa, Chordata, Mammalia, Rodentia, Sciuridae. The transcript has a single exon. The record is from RefSeq and is a predicted model, not a curated record. Gene Ontology annotation, molecular function: G protein-coupled receptor activity; olfactory receptor activity.